Molecule: messenger RNA, 3189 nt
Organism: Fomitopsis serialis
Lineage: Eukaryota; Fungi; Basidiomycota; Agaricomycetes; Polyporales; Fomitopsidaceae
Exons: 11
Coding region: 1-3189 (1062 amino acids)
Source: RefSeq, a predicted model, not a curated record
AUGUUCAUUCUCGACCUUUUGGACAAUCUACCACGAUUACGGCUCUCUGAUGAUCAUCUCAAAGUGGUCAUCUGGGCGUUGAGAGAGUGUGGAGCCGAGAAUGUUCCAUCAUUCACCUCGCUGCGAACGAAACAGGCUCAGCUCACCAAGGAGAUGAAUAUCAAGACAACGCACCAUACAUCAGCCCAAGAGAACCACUUCUAUGCGACGUGCCCAUCAGAGACUAGCCGACUUGAUUUUGCAAAUCCUCUUGUGCGACCACAUAUGAGGUUCCUGCCACGCAUCGGUGCACCUGUCUCGGAGUUCAGAGAUGGUGAGAAAUGGCUCGACAUGAAUGACGAAGCACUCGAGAGAGGCCAGCUCAUGUGGAUGGACGAGAAGACACCGCACCGGCACUUCUACAUCAAGGAACUCGCGCGGCUGCAGGAUGGACGCUACGUGAUGCCGCUGAGAUUUGUGGAAGAGAAUGAGGUGGACUGUCUUGAUGGCUUCCUCGUAGUCCAUUAUCCUGCGACGGGGUUAUUUGUGGUUCGUAAUCAGGAGUUCAUCCGUGUAGCGGCAAGGGAGCUGCAAGACAACGUGAUAGAGAUACAGGCAGGUCUCAACAUACAAUUUGAUGAGCUUGCGCCUCCAUGGGUUCGGAAUGUGCGCCAUCCAGUCCGAGCUACAGCUCUCAAACGCCCAACAUUCACGGUCCGAUUGAUGGCUUGGUGCGAUGAUGUCUCUGGAAACAAAACGAAGCAAUACAAUGCUCAUACCAAUGUCUACGUCGCAAACAUCAACCUCCCGCAUGAGAAACUCAAACAAGAAUACUUUGUUCGCUUUUGCUCUACAUCGCAGCAUGCGUCGUCGUCCGAACAACUUGAAGAGCUUGCCAAAGACACGGGUCCGGACAGAUGGCAUACAGCCUACGAUUGCAAGCUUCAACAGGAAGUCUUGUUCCGCAUCAUCCCACAUGUCUUCCCAGCGGAUAAUCCCCAGCAAUCAGAACAUUGUUCGCACAUUGGUGGUAAUGGCAACAAACCCUGUCGAGCUUGCAAGAUCGGCGGCACCGCAAAGGAGCGGGAAACAGACGAGAAAUAUGAAACAUUUUUCGCGGCUGGACCUCAUCGCACGACGGAAUGGACAAUCAGCCAAAUCGAGUCACAGCUAUGGAUUGCGGGCCUUGGUGUGCAGGAUACAGUGGAUCUUAUGCAGACGAACACGGGAGUUAAAGACAAGACCGCCCAAUACUGGAUUAGCAUCCUGAUUAAGAAAGCGCGUGCACUGCAACACGAGCGAAUAGCAGCAAUCGCAACGAGGGACCCGCGCUUGAAUGAUCGUACCUGCAACCGUGACGCCGAGGCCAAACAGGCUGUAAAGAACACAAUCUCCCAUGAGAUACAACAGGAACUGCACGAUUGGCUUGUCCGUCAGCCUUCACAGAGCUAUGAUGCGCUCCCAGCUACUUCCCCACUUCGUGAUACGCUGCGACCAGGGGACCACUACAAUGUUCUGCUCGGGCUCCCUGGCGUUGAAAUUCAUUUCGAUACACCAGGUGAGAUUCUGCACACUUACCUACUUGGACAGGAGAAGUAUGUUUGGCACAAGACGACCUCGCCCUGGGACAAGAAGAAGGACGAACUCUUUGCGGCACGGCUUCGUAGUACCUCGGUCGAUGGUUUGACCUUGCCGCCUCUUCGCGCAGAGUAUCUGCUGCAAUACAAGAAUUCACUUGUCGGGAAGCAUUUCAAGGCGUUGCAACAGGUUGGUGUGUUCCAUCUACACGACGAUCUGUGCUCCGAUCUUGUCCGGCAACUCUGGAAAGCAACUGGUGAACUCGGCGCAAUGCUAUGGUACAGUAAGAUAAGGAGAAUGGAUGAGUAUUUGGCAGAUCUAGAGAUUCUCAUCGCGAACGUUCUCGACGUCUGGGUGCUCAUCGAUCCGAAUCGAAUCCUCACCAAAAACAAGCUCCACGUCCUCGCUCAUUUGAUAGCGAACAUUCGCCGCUUCGGUCCCGCGAUUUUGUACUCCACAGAAGUCUUCGAGUGCUGGAACGCUAUCUUCCGAUUCUGCAGCAUCCUCUCGAACCAUCGCGCACCGAGCCGUGACAUCGCUGUUGCAUUGGCCGAUAUGGAGCGCUUCAAGCAUCAGGUGAGCGGCGGCUGGUGGUGUAACUCCGCAGGCGAAUAUGUUCGGGCAGGGGACAGAGUUUGCACGUUCCUUCAGGAGAGUCCGAAUCUGCAGCGGCGUCUGGGCUGGGUGGAGGAUAUACAAGCAACACUAAUAGUUGGCACGGCGAAGCUAGAGGCACGGCUCAAGCGAUGCCCGUCUAGCUGGGCCGAUGCUAUUGCACCAUUAUCGCUUCCACCGCCGACGCAUGAUGGCGCACCAAACUCUUUAGAUAUAACAAUCUUCCAGCAGUGCAAAUUCUUGGUGUCGCAAGCAAAAGACAUUUGUAAGCCUGGUUCGUGGGUGUUUUUCAAGCCUACAGACGUGCGAGCAGGGCGUAUCUUCAAGAUCCUCUCUCCUGUUGGUGGCAGAGAAGCGAUCGCCGUCGUACAAUGUUUCGACAUCAUGGGAGAACGGGAUGACUAUCUCAAUAUGCCCAUCCUUACUCCCAGUGAUCGGCACCCUCAGCUUGUCCCCCCAAGGUCUGAUAUCCUCUUCAUCUUCAAUGCACAGCAUGACUGCCGUGCCUGUCAUUGCACCACAACCGCGCUGGAGCACAUCGUUCAAGAGCGAGUUGUCACGGCCCGAACCCGACUCCACGUUACACACGCAGAAACACCGCGUUUUCUGCUGAACAUGCAUGCUCUUCACAAUGCAGACCUCGUUCGCGAGACCUUACCGCGGAAUCUCACAGAGCCUCGGUAUUAUCUUGCUGACCGCAAGGCACAGCACCGUCGCAUUGCCACGGACCUACGUGUCACUGGCGGAGCCCGGAGGGCACAAGCUGCUGCUAAGGCUGCCCAGACUCGCAUUCGUAACAAAGAGGCUCGUGCGGCAACGACUUCGAGCCACAAUCCUCAGGCUCAGACGCAAGCAGAUGGUACCAAUGAUCCACUUAUCGCAGGUUCGCCAGUCGCUCAUAGCCUCAUAUGUGCUUGUUCGAAUGACCUUAUCAAAUUGCAGACUCGGAGACCAGUGUGGCGAAUGAAGAUACUGGUACUACUAGACAGGACGACGAUGUGGAGAUGGAAGACGUGA